CCGACUAAGAGGGAUAAAGCGCGACGGCGUUGCGUCAGUGUCGUCUCGGCCACGCAACGCGACACAACACGCCGCCGCACCGCACCCGCACGACGUACCGCAUCGCGCCGGGAAGGCGAUCCAACGCAACAGACGUUCCUCUUCUGCUUUUCCUCUCUCGCGCUCUUUCUCGGUCUCGACCGGCCGGCGGGAUAAAACGCGGGGGUACCAUGGACCCCAGCCAAGAGCGGCAGUAAACGCGCCCGAGGGAGAACGCUGCGAGGAAAAGCGAGUCGCGCGCUCACCAGGUGAUCGAAAGAGAGAGAGAGAGAGAGAGAGAGAGGGGGGGAGAAAGAGAGAGAGAGAGAGAACGAGAGAGAGAGCUGCAUCUUUUGCUGAUCGAGCUCUGUACGCGUCGCUUGCUCGCACGUGACAGCGGUGUGACGUGCCGCGUGCGCAAGGACGAGAGAGAGAGAGAGAGAGAGAGAGAGAAAAAGAGGCAACGUGCACAGUCUCACAAGACAUUGGCCACCUUCUCAUUCUCGCGCGCUCUCGCAAACUCACGGCGAACCACCGACACCCACCAUGUCCACAGAACCGGGUAGCUUCACCUCCAACGGCAGCAUGAUCGUCGUGAGCAACAGGUUGCCGUUCGUGCUAAAGAGGAACGAGACGACCGGUCAGCUGGAGCGCAAAGCCAGCGCCGGCGGCCUGGUCACCGCGGUAGCGCCGGUCGUCAUCAACGGAAAUGGAGUCUGGGUCGGAUGGCCGGGCAUGCACAUGGACAACCCGAACGACCCGAUCCCCGAGUCCGAUCCCAACGAUCGCACGCCCACGGCCGGUCUGCUGUCCCGAAAGGUGGUGGCGGUGCACGUCGACCCCGGCAUCUUCGAUUCAUACUACAACGGAUGCUGCAACGGGACCUUCUGGCCUCUCUUCCACUCGAUGCCAGACCGGGCGACCUUCACCGCCGAACAUUGGCGCGCGUAUUCCGCGGUCAAUGAACAGUUCGCGGAGAAAACGGUCGGCGCGUUGGAGCAGAUCCACAAGGAACAGGUGAACCAGUCGAACGGCACGCCGCUCGUGUGGGUUCACGAUUAUCAUCUGAUGCUGGCCGCCAAUUGGAUCAGGCAGGCGGCCGAUGAGAAGAACCUCCGGCUGAAGUUGGGCUUCUUCCUGCACAUACCUUUCCCACCGUGGGAUAUCUUCCGGCUCUUCCCAUGGGCCGACGAGAUCCUGCAGGGCAUGCUCGGAUGCGACAUGGUGGGUUUUCAUAUUCAGGAUUAUUGUCUGAACUUCGUCGACUGCUGCCAGAGGAGCCUCGGCUGCAGGGUGGACCGGAAGAAUCUGCUGGUCGAGCACGGCGGUAGGACGGUGCGUGUGCGACCGUUGCCGAUCGGCAUUCCGUUCGACCGGUUCGUCUCGCUGGCGGAGACCGCCAACAAGGUGAUGCAGUCGAAUCAGAAGAUCGUCCUCGGCGUCGAUCGACUCGACUACACGAAGGGCCUCGUCCACAGGCUGAAGGCCUUCGAGAUGCUGCUGGAGAAACAUCCCCAACAUCGCGAACAGGUGACCAUGUUGCAAAUCGCGGUGCCGUCGCGCACCGACGUCCGCGAGUACCAGGACCUGAAGCUCGAGAUGGACCAGCUGAUCGGCUGUAUAAACGGUCGUUUCACAACGCCCAACUGGUCGCCGAUCCGCUACAUCUACGGCUGCGUGAGCCAGGACGAGCUGGCGGCGUUCUACCGGGACGCCGCCGUCGCCCUCGUCACGCCGCUCAGGGACGGCAUGAAUUUAGUCGCCAAGGAGUUCGUCGCUUGUCAAAUCAACAAGCCGCCGGGCGUGCUGAUAGUAUCGCCGUUCGCCGGGGCCGGCGAGAUGAUGCACGAGGCUUUGAUUUGCAAUCCUUAUGAGAUCGACGAGGCCGCGGAAGUGAUUCAUAGAGCCCUCACUAUGCCAGAGGACGAGCGCACGUUGCGAAUGAACCAUUUACGCCGACGUGAGAGAAUCUACGACGUCAACUACUGGAUGAAGUCGUUCCUGCAAGUGAUGGGGUCGCUCGAGGAGCACGACUCCGUAGGCGCUACCACGAUGCAGCCCGUGACUAUGGACGACUUCGACGACUACUUGAGCAAGUACAUCGGUGAUAAUCACAAAUUGGCGCUUCUAUUGGAUUACGACGGCACGUUGGCGCCCAUCGCCACGCACCCCGACCUGGCGAUCUUGCCGCUCGAGACGAAAAACGUGCUACAGAGGCUGUCCAACAUGUCGGACGUGUACAUCGCCAUCAUAUCGGGCCGAAACGUGAACAACGUGAAGUCGAUGGUCGGGAUAGAAGGUAUCACGUACGCGGGCAAUCACGGCUUGGAGAUUCUGCAUCCGGACGGUAGCAAAUUUGUUCAUCCGAUGCCGGCCGAGUUAGAGGACAAGGUGGCCAGUCUGAUGCAGACUCUUCAAGAGCAGCUCUGCAGGGACGGUGCGUGGGUCGAGAACAAAGGUGCGCUCCUGACCUUCCAUUAUCGCGAGACCCCGAUGGAGGGCCGGCCAAAGAUGGUGGACCAGGCGAAGAAGCUGAUCGAGGACGGAGGUUUCAAGGCCUGCACCGCGCAUUGUGCCAUCGAGGCGAAACCGCCGGUGGAGUGGAACAAGGGUCGCGCUUCCAUCUACAUCCUGCGCACAGCGUUCGGUCUGGAUUGGAGCGAGCGCAUCAGAAUCAUAUACGCCGGCGACGACGUUACGGAUGAGGACGCGAUGAAGGCACUGAAAGGUAUGGCGGCAACUUUCCGCGUGGCGUCCUCGCACAUCAUCCGUACGUCCGCCGAGAGGCGUCUGCCCAGCACGGACUCGGUGCUCACGAUGCUCAAGUGGGUCGAGAGACACCUCAGCAGACGCAAGCCUCGCAACAGCAUCGACAUACCGGGCAUCCCGUCGAGAUUUCGACGCAGCAGCGGCGGCAUCACCAUGGAGAUGUCCUACACCCCGCCAAAGACAACCCUCGAGUCCUAGGCGAUGCUCAAACGUCGUCCGUUAGCAUAUCAACCGUAUACCCGGCGCGAUAUAUAUCUGUCAUAGGGUUAUGAUGUACUCGUAGCGUAAAGCUAAAUCGACAGAGACGGAGGAGCAGCAGAAAAAACAAAGGCAGGGAUCACACAAGUAAUCCGGGAGUAGACUCAUUAGAAACGAAGAAGAGGAGGAGGAGGAGGAGGAGGAAGAAGGUCAGUGGGAAAAAACAUGUUGGAGCGCGAGGCUGACGAAGCGUCUGCUCGUCUCUGAAUCGUAUGUACCACAUCGAGCGAUAGACGCACCGAAGAGACUGUGAAAAGUCGAAGGAAAUGGGAGCGGUUUCUUUCCUAAUCUCUAGAUAACAAAACAAGCAUGAGCGACGUUCGCAAGACCAAGACGUGAUCGCCGUCGACGGGCGCGAGCGAGCCGAAUUAUCUCGCCGAUUCUUGUAGCUUUCAAUGUCGCUCAAUGUAUCUUUCGAGAUAUCGGCCGGCCGACUUCGGCCCGAGAAGAGAAACAAAAAAUGCUGCACGAGGCACGCGACAUCCGGGAUCAAUGUUUUCCACGCGACGGACGCUUCCACUUUUGUUGCUCUACCGCGGCAGAAUGUAUGCGUAUGUUUUGAUUCUCUUCCGGUGUGUAUCCUCGCUGGAUUGAUCGUGGGGAAUCGUCGCCUCGAGUGGCGAUAUCGCAUUCGACAUCUCUGCGGUUCGCAGCAUUAGAUUCUCUCGAUCGCUAAGACAGAUUUCUGCCAACAGCGUGCGUGCUAAAAACAUAUGAAAGUAAAUCAGAGACACGUCGAAUCGAUUCUAGGAUAGCACGUAGAAUAGUAAGUCUCUCUUCAGGUACAGUCGACUCCCCGGGCUCCUUCCCUCCCUUCUUUCUCUUUCUUUCUUUUUCUAUCACGGACGCUAAUUGUUAGACUCUGGAUAGCUGUGAGCUAAGGACGCGGACUCAGCAGGCCCCAUCGUUCUUCCGAGAGGACGCGCGUUCGCACGUUCGAGUUGUGCCGAGUAUCGAAAAGCGGCCGCGCUCACAAGCUCAUCGGAUUUCCAUCGUGAGGUCGACCUCGCUGCGAGACAGACACGCGAUCGAUGGAAUAAUCACUGUUAAGACUAACGUGUCCCAUGCGCGUACGGUAGGGACAGGAACGUAGCUUCCAACGUUGAAGAGCCUGUAUUCCUUUCUGUUUGUUUUCUCCUUCGCCAGCUGUUGAUUGCAAUCCACGAGCGAGCGACAAGAAAACCGUGUCAAUCUUCCGAUGUCUCGUGUCGCGCGGCAUGCGGCGAGCACCGUGUGGAUAAAUGUCGGUAUAUAUAAGAGAGAAACUAAAGACACGCACGUGCGCACAUAUAUACAUACAUACACACAUACACAUACCCAGGCACAUAUUACAGAAACAAGAAUAAUACACGUUGUACGCGUACAUGUGAAAAGUCCAAGCGAAAUAGAUUGAAAUUAUAUAGAUUUUAUACUUUUUCUAAAAGUAGAAUAAGAGAGAGAGAGAGAGAGACGCGCGACAGGCUCGAUUGGCGCAGGAGAGAGAUUCGAUGAAGUUGCGUCAGUCCUCUUUCUCUCUCCAUACGCGAAGAUUAGCAGUGACAGAUAAAACGACCACGUAUCCACGUAUUCCGUGUAAAACGUGUAGAAAUAUGCGUUGUCCGUUUCUUCACAUCACUGGAUAAUACUGAAUAUAAACUGGUGCGAACUGGCGGCGCGUAUCCGUCUCUUGUCGCGAGCUCCUCUCGGGGAGGACUCGUCCCCCCCGUGGGAGCGUUAAGCCCGUAUCAGACUGCGUUUUGGAGAUUGCGGCUCGGCUAAUCGGGACAAAGUGAGUCGAGGUCGAGAUUAGUCGACUCGUCGAAUUCUGGACGGUUAUGUUUGUAAUUAUUGUAAUCGGCAACUCUCAAUCUCCAGCGGCUGAUUUGAUGCGAGCUUUACGGGUUGGUGUUAACAGCGAGUGAAAUCCGUCGACGGGGAAUCGGCGAAAAUUCGAGGAAUGUCCGGCGAAUAUGUAGAUGCGUAUCUAUGAAACCGAGCAACACCAUUUCGUUUUGAAAUAAAAUGUCGAGGCGCACGAAUAAGAUUGUCGUAAUCGGGCAAUGCAGCAUACAGAACAUUCUCAUCGAUCGACGUUGUCCUUGCCACUCAGCUUCGGGAAACGGAAUACGUUCCUCUCGUAUUCGGCUCUCAGAGCGCGACGCCGCGUUUUAUUCUCGAUUAGUUUCACCCUCAGUCCUCUCUUGGUUUCCUCGACGUCUGCAGCAUCCCUGACGGGAGCGAUCGACGAUCGCUACGCGUAUCAGCUCCGGGAUCGUUCUCUCUUCACAUAAAAAGCGCAGGUCAAACUCCAGUAAUCUCGCACUUUCGCCUCUGUAUUUAUUAGUCAAUUACGGUUAAUCGCUAGUCAAUAAAUAAUGAGCGAGGCGGGAGGACGUUCGGGAGAAUGAGGGAGAAGAGAUUGAGACGAGACGGAAAAGGGAGGGGGGAGAGAGAGAGAGAAGAGAAAGAAACGAAAGGAGGGCGGGUAGAAAGGAAGAGGAGGAGCAGCCGGUAAAGAGAGCGAAACAAGUGUAAAUUAUGAGCGUCGAGUCUACGCUAUCGGACACACAACGCGUAAUGUCAUAUCUGUUGAAAGUACACGAAGAAAGAAGAAAAAGAAAAAAAAAAGUACUUAUGUACAUAUAUGAGAUAUAUAUGUGUAAAUAUAUGUAGAAAUAUAUGUACGUGCCCGCGCGCCGCGCGCGUGCACACACACACACACACACACACACACACACGUCCUACGAAUGUGCCUUUAAAGCCAAAUCUCCCCACUUCCCCCUUCUAUACAAAGGAAAAAAAGCCAAAAAGAAAGAGGAUGAAAAGGAAGAAAAAAAAAGCAGACACGAGCUAUUCUACGUUUUGUAUGAGUACUUAGUUUUUACCUCGUACGUUAUUACUACUAUUACUACCACUACUAUACCUACCAUACUUACUGCUACUGUUAUUACUGUUACUACUAUUACUACUACUACUAUUACUACUAUUGCUACUACUGUGUAGGUGUGUAUAAAAAAUGCAACGCGCGAGAUAGCGGGAAUAAACGACUAAAACUGGUGUGCUCCCGUUACUGUAAACCGACUACGAAACGCAGCGCGAAAAUAAACAUCCUUUUUAAAUUA
Messenger RNA from Harpegnathos saltator (Jerdon's jumping ant), 6146 nucleotides. RefSeq names its product Trehalose-6-phosphate synthase 1 (gene Tps1). Gene Ontology annotation, molecular function: alpha,alpha-trehalose-phosphate synthase (UDP-forming) activity; trehalose-phosphatase activity. NCBI's taxonomy places the organism in Eukaryota, Metazoa, Arthropoda, Insecta, Hymenoptera, Formicidae. Gene Ontology annotation, cellular component: cytosol. Gene Ontology annotation, biological process: trehalose biosynthetic process. Bases 565 to 2985 code for a protein of 806 amino acids. The transcript is spliced from 10 exons. The record is from RefSeq and is a predicted model, not a curated record.